GCAAUGAUGCUUUUACCAUUCGCCAUGACACACUGAACAAGUGCAUACAAGUUAGAAACUCACGGAUAGUGAUAGAUGACUGCAAGGAGACAAGUGAAGCUUUAUGGAAAUGGGUAUCCCAGAAUCGCCUCUUUCAUUUGGGGUCCAGGCAGUGCCUGGGACUUGAUAUAUUCACCAAAUCACUGUCUCGUUUGAAAAUGGUUGAUUGUAACUCGGAACUGAUGCUGUGGUGGCGAUGUGCUGAUGCUUCCAUCCUUGGUGCGUCUCAGUACAAAGUGACUGUUAAAAGCAUGACCUAUGUAACUGCAAGCAUAAAUGCAACAGACCAGUGGAGAAGCAACAGUUCCUCCGAUGAUAUAUGUCGGUACCCUUAUCAUGAAGUUUAUACCAAAGAUGGGAACUCCUAUGGAAAACCCUGUGAGUUCCCCUUUCUGUAUAAUAAGAUGUGGCGUCACGACUGCGUUCAGGAUGAAACUCAUAUGGGUGGGAAAUGGUGCGCCACAUCUGAGGAUUAUACUCGCGAUGGAAAAUGGGGAAUCUGCUUACAACCAGAGGAUGGUUGCAGUGAUACCUGGGAACAUGAUCUGGGGUCUGGAAGUUGCUACCAGUUCAAUACACAGUCUGCUCUUUCUUGGAAGGAAGCUUAUAUUUCAUGUCAAAGACAAGGGGGAGAUGUACUUAGCAUCCAAGAUGCAUCUGAAUUAAGUUACAUACAAGCUAAGGAUGACAUCGCUGAGAUCUUUUGGAUUGGCUUAAAUCAACUGGAUCUUUCUGGAGGUUGGCAGUGGUCAGAUCACAAACCUUUGAAUUUUCUCAACUGGCAUCCAGAUAUGCAGAGUUUGUCCCCGUUGGAUGGGACCAGCUGUGUGGUGAUGAAUGCUACUUCAGGUCAGUGGCAGAGUUACCACUGUGGGACUCCACUUCCAUACAUUUGCAAGAAGUCACUUAAUGAAGUUUCAAGCCUCCCAGAGUUCUGGAGACACUUGGAUACUCGCUGUGAUUUGGGCUGGCUUCCCCACAAUGGUUUUUGCUACAUGCUGAUGAACAACCAGGAACCUUGGGGUACAGCAUAUGAGCUGUGCAAAGCAAGUAAGAGUAACCUCAUCAGUAUACACUCGUUAGCAGAUGUCGAACUGGUGGUUACAAAGCUUCAUAAAGAUGCUAACGAAGAAAUGUGGAUGGGUCUCAGGAAUGAAGAUGUCCCAACCUUGUUCAAAUGGUCAGAUGGCUUGGAUGUGGUUUUUACAUAUUGGGAUCAGAAUGAACCGAAAGUUCCCUUUAACAGCACUCCUAACUGUGUGUCAUAUUCAGGCAAGUUGGGGCAGUGGAAAGUCAGAUCCUGUGAAGAAAAACUGAAAUAUGUGUGCAAGAAAAAAGGAGAGAUUUUGAAUGAAACAAAAUCAAAUAAAAGUUGUUCAUUGGAAGAGGGAUGGGAGAGACAUGGAAACUACUGUUACAAGAUUUAUAAAACAGAAGUUUCAUUUGGAGCACAGUGCAAUCUUACAGUGAUGAACAGAUUUGAGCAAGAAUUUAUAAACAGUCUAAUUAGAAAACACACCAAAGUUGAAGAAAAGUACUUCUGGACUGGUUUGCAGGAUAUUAGCCAGUCAGGAAUAUAUUCCUGGGGUACAGUGGAUGGGGAAAAAGCUGAAGGUGUGACGUACACUAACUGGAAUUCCUUGCAACCAGAGUUUUCGGGAGGAUGUGUGGCCAUGCCCAGUGGAAAGUCUCUUGGAAAGUGGGAAACUAAGGACUGUAAAACCACUAAAGCAUUUUCUGUCUGCAAAAAGUAUAUCGGUCUGCCCAAGGAGCCAGAAGUGCUCCCAAAGCCAACUGAUCCCUGUCCCCUUGGCUGGCACAACGGGUCCGGCCUUGCCUGCUACAAGUUCUUCCACAGUGAGAGAGUGCUGCGAACCAGGACCUGGGAAGAGGCAGAAAGGUUCUGUGAAGCACUCGGAGGCCAUCUGCCUAGCUUUAGUCACUCAGAGGAAAUCAAGGUGCUUCAUUCUAUCCUGAGAAAAAUAAUCAGCAAUGACAGAUGGGUAUGGAUUGGAAUGAAUAAGAGGAGUCCAGAUUCUUUGGGAACUUGGCAGUGGAGUGAUGAUAAACCUGUAACUAGCGUUGUAAUGCCACUGGAUUACCUGGAAGAUGAAUAUGAUACAAGAGACUGUGCUGCAUUAAAGACCUCUCAGUUUUCACGGAGGUCGUUUUGGAGAUUGUAUUUCCAUGAAGGCAGAGACCUGGAAUUUUACUUUAAGCCUUUUGAUUGCGACGCUAAACUCGAAUGGGUCUGCCAGAUAACAAAAGGUAGCACUCCAAAGACACCUGAGUGGUACAUACCAGAUGAAAUUGGAAUUCAUGGAGCCCCUCUUGUUGUUGAUGGAGCGGAGCUGUGGUUUGUACCAGAUAAAAACCUGAGCUUCCAGGAAGCUAUUUUCUACUGUCAACAGAAUGAUAGUGAUUUAGCCACUGUGGAAUCUUACCCAAAACUGAGGACAAUACUAUCACAAAUAGAAAAGUUAUCGAACAGCGAACAGAAGUGGUGGCUGAAGUUUAUUGAUUAUGGCUACAGCUAUCAUUCACCUUUACAGUUAUUUUCACGCUUCCAUGAUCGAUUCCUGAGGGAUUGCUGGUAUGUUUCUAGAAAGAACUGGUAUAGAGACUACCCAGUUAACUGUAACGUGAAACUGCCCUUCAUCUGUGAAAAAAAUAAUGCCUCCUUACUAGAGAAACACGAUCCCAGUUACCGCCCAGGCAGAGGAGGUUGCCCAAAAGGCUGGCAUCGGUUUCGGAACAAGUGUUUUCUAAGGAUGAAACCCGACUAUUUAACAUUUAAUGCAGCUAAUGAAAAGUGUGUAACUUUCGGAGGCUUUCUUCCAUCUAUCUCAAAUCAAGCUGAGCAAGAUUAUAUCACGUCCUUGCUUCCUGGUAUGCCGAAAGAUAUCUGGAUUGGUUUGCAGUUCCUGUUCAGCACAAGGGAGAACAAAUGGAUAGAUGAGAGCAGACUGUUGUAUAGUAACUUCCACCCGCUCCUGACAGGAAGAUUAAGGAAAAUUCCACUGGACCUUUUUGAUGAAGAAUUUAACAAUCAGUGUGGUGUAAUCCUCAAUGACCCCAAGUCACAGUACGUUGGAACAUGGAAUUUCACUGCUUGUGCUGACAAGCACUUCUUGGGUAUAUGCCAGCAGCCUAUAG
Mesitornis unicolor (brown roatelo) is the source of this 3195-nucleotide messenger RNA. RefSeq names its product lymphocyte antigen 75 (gene LY75). Gene Ontology annotation, molecular function: signaling receptor activity. The record is from RefSeq and is a predicted model, not a curated record. NCBI's taxonomy places the organism in Eukaryota, Metazoa, Chordata, Aves, Mesitornithiformes, Mesitornithidae. The transcript is spliced from 23 exons. The annotation marks the transcript as partial.